Coffea eugenioides is the source of this 2652-nucleotide messenger RNA. RefSeq names its product NADPH--cytochrome P450 reductase. Bases 182 to 2257 code for a protein of 691 amino acids. The record is from RefSeq and is a predicted model, not a curated record. Lineage: Eukaryota; Viridiplantae; Streptophyta; Magnoliopsida; Gentianales; Rubiaceae. Gene Ontology annotation, cellular component: cytosol. The transcript has 18 exons. Gene Ontology annotation, molecular function: flavin adenine dinucleotide binding; NADPH-hemoprotein reductase activity; FMN binding.
CUUCCUCAAAAGAAAAGACCCUCAUUUUGGCUUUUCUUGCCCCCUCAACUCACCGGCCCCAAUAAACCGUCUGGUCAAAGUCUCCUCAAACCCCUAUCUCCGCCCCACCACACCCCUCCUCCGCUAACAACCACUGCGCCUUGCAUCCUGCAAAGUCAGCUCGGCGGAGGUCUUAUAAAAGAUGGAGUCAAAAUUGGAGCUAAUAAGAUCAAUUGAGUCAGCUUUGGGGGUGUCGUUGGGGGAAGAUGGAAACCAAGUUCUGUUGGUCCUAACCACGUCGUUGGCCGCGAUCGUGGGUUUAUUAGUGUUUUUAUGGAAGAGAUCGAGUGAUCGAAGUAAAGAAACGAAGCCGUUGGUGAUUACCAAGUUGAACACUUCGGUCCCGGAGGAGGAAGAGGAUGAUGUGGAUCCUAGUAAGGUUAAAGUUACGAUUUUUUUUGGUACUCAGACUGGUACUGCUGAGGGCUUUGCUAAGGCAUUGGGAGAAGAGAUCAAGGCAAGAUAUGAGAAAGCAGUUGUUAAAGUUGUUGAUUUGGAUGAUUAUGCUGCGGAUGAUGAUCAGUAUGAGGAAAAGCUGAAGAAAGAGACCUUGGCAUUCUUCAUGGUUGCAACUUAUGGAGAUGGAGAGCCGACUGAUAAUGCUGCAAGAUUUUACAAAUGGUUUAGUGAGGGAUUAAAAGACAGGGAGCCCUGGCUUCAACAACUUACCUAUGGUGUGUUUGGUCUGGGUAACCGUCAGUAUGAGCAUUUCAAUAAGAUCGGCAAGGUAAUCGAUGAACAACUAAGUGAACAAGGUGCGAAACAGAUUGUUCCACUUGGUCUUGGAGAUGAUGACCAAUGUAUCGAGGAUGAUUUUGCUGCCUGGCGAGAUCAACUUUGGCCUGAAUUGGAUCAGAUACUUAGGAACGAGGAUGAUGCAAACUCUGCGUCUACCCCAUAUACUGCUGCAAUUCUCGAGUAUAGAGUAGUGUUUUAUGAUUCUGAGGACACAUCUUACGAGGAUAAGCAAUUCAGCAUGGCUAAUGGGAACACCUCAUAUGAUAUUCAUCAUCCUUGCAUAGUUAAUGUUGCUGUUCAAAGAGAGCUUCAUACACCCGAAUCUGAUCGGUCAUGCAUCCACCUGGAAUUUGAUAUAUCUGGCACUGGCAUCAAUUAUGAAACUGGAGAUCAUGUGGGGGUUUAUGCUGAAAACUGUGAUGAAACUGUUGAAGAAGCAGCAAAACUGUUGGGCCAACCUUUAAGUGUACGAUUUUCUAUCCAUGCUGACAAAGAAGAUGGAACCUCCCUUGGAGGCUCAUUACCGCCUCCUUUUCCCGGUCCUUGCUUUCUUCGUACUGCCCUUGCUCGCUAUGCUGAUCUUUUGAAUCCUCCUCGAAAGGCUGCUUUGGUCGCAUUAGCUGCUCAUGCAAGUGAACCUAGUGAAGCAGAAAGGCUAAAAUUCUUAUCAUCACCUCAGGGGAAGGAUGAGUACUCCCAAUGGGUUGUGGGGAGUCAGAGGAGUCUUCUUGAGGUAAUGGCUGAGUUUCCCUCAGUGAAACCUCCACUUGGUGUAUUUUUUGCAGCAAUAGCCCCUCGUCUGCCACCUCGUUACUAUUCGAUCUCUUCUUCACCCAGAUUUGUUCCCAAUAGAGUUCAUGUGACCUGUGCCUUGGUUUAUGGGCCAACUCCAACUGGCCGUGUUCACAAAGGAGUAUGUUCAACCUGGAUGAAAAAUGCUGUUCCAUUGGAGAGAAGCCAAGAUUGCAGCAAGGCUCCUGUUUUUAUUAGAUCUUCCAAUUUCAAGUUACCAGCUGAUCCUUCAAUUCCAAUCAUCAUGGUGGGACCUGGCACUGGCUUGGCUCCAUUUAGAGGAUUUUUACAAGAGAGAUUGGUCUUGAAAGAAGAGGGCGCUCAGCUUGGUCCUGCUUUAUUGUUCUUUGGCUGCAGAAAUCGCAGGAUGGACUUCAUUUACGAGGAUGAGCUAAAUAAUUUUGUCGACCAAGGUGUAAUAUCAAAGCUGAUUGUUGCAUUUUCUCGCGAGGGGCCACAGAAAGAUUAUGUGCAACAUAAGAUGAUAGAGAAGGCUGCCGAGUAUUGGAGUUUGAUCUCCCAGAAGGGGCAUCUUUAUGUAUGUGGGGAUGCAAAGGGGAUGGCAAGAGACGUGCAUCGCACUUUGCAUACCAUUGUUCAGGAGCAGGAAAAGGUCGAUUCCACAGAAGCGGAGGCCAUGGUGAAGAAACUACAAAUGGACGGGAGGUAUCUCAGGGACGUUUGGUGAUGAUAUUUACUUGUGUACCAAUUGUUUGCUUCAUAGGCAGGACGCAAUUCUUUUUUCUUCCAUAUUACAAGCUCGUUCUUUGCAGUUUUCUCGGUUGGUUUGGGUGCCAGAAGCUAGUGAUGGACCAACACUCUAAACUGCAGCCGUGCAUUCCUGGCUACAUGAAAGUUUUGUCUGCUGGGUUGCAGGGUUUUCUGUUUGUAUUGGACAUACAUAAUAUAUGUGUAAUCUCUUGGUUAAAUUCAACAUUGAUACGGAAAAACAUCAUACUAGGUAGCAGCAAGUCAUGUGGAGGCCAAGUUGGUUGUAGUAGGGUUGCUUUGCAUGGUUUUGUAAUGUUAGUUAUGUAAACAAAGGAAGAGUAAGAAUAAAGCUGAUAAUUUGCACUUUGUUUA